Messenger RNA from Culicoides brevitarsis, 1721 nucleotides. It is a transcript of the gene Alg2, whose product is annotated as alpha-1,3/1,6-mannosyltransferase ALG2. Lineage: Eukaryota; Metazoa; Arthropoda; Insecta; Diptera; Ceratopogonidae. Bases 118 to 1353 code for a protein of 411 amino acids. Gene Ontology annotation, molecular function: alpha-1,3-mannosyltransferase activity; GDP-Man:Man(1)GlcNAc(2)-PP-Dol alpha-1,3-mannosyltransferase activity. The record is from RefSeq and is a predicted model, not a curated record. Gene Ontology annotation, cellular component: endomembrane system. The transcript has 2 exons.
CAAAGCAAAUUUUUUUCAGUGUUGUUGUGAAAAUUUAACGAAAAUUGUGAAAAUCAAGUAAAAUCAAUAAAAUUAAAAUAAAAUAUUUUCCCUCAAUAAAAAAAGAGCUGCAAAGCUAUGGUAAAAAUACUUUUCGUUCAUCCGGACUUGGGGAUCGGCGGUGCAGAGCGCCUUGUGGUCGACGCUGCCCUCGCACUCCAAAACAAAGGUCACACCGUACGAAUGCUCACAAAUCACCACGACCCGAACCACUGUUUCGAGGAAACAAAAGACGGAACGUUGGACGUCAUGACAGUUGGCGACUUUUUGCCACGUAAUAUUUUCGGGAAAUUCUACGCUGUUUGCGCGUACUUCCGCAUGGUCUACGCCGCCUUCUACUACGUCUUCUGCAUGUCGAAACACGAGCAAUACGAUCUCAUUUUCAUCGAUUUAAUUUCGUUGGGCAUCCCGAUUUUCCGUUUGGCGCAACACAACCCAAAAAUACUCUUUUACUGCCACUUUCCGGAUCAACUUUUGGCCAAGCCUGGUGGCAGUUUGAAGCAACUUUAUCGCUGGCCCUUGAAUUACUUGGAGGAAAAGACCACGGGACAAGCGGAUGGCGUCUUGGUGAACAGCAAAUUCACAAGUCGCGUGUUUAAGGAAACUUUCAAGACGCUGGAUGUCAUUCCGGAGGUGCUGUAUCCGUCAUUGAACACGGAAUAUUUUGACAAUACCGAGACGCAAGACAGCGACACGCCAAUUAACAUCCCGAACGAUGCUUUUGUGUUCUUUUCCAUCAACCGGUAUGAGCGGAAGAAGAAUUUGGGACUUGCGUUGUAUGCGUUUAAGCAACUCGAAGCAUAUCUCACGAAAGCGGAAUGGGAAAAAGUUUAUCUCAUCGUUGCGGGCGGAUAUGACACACGUGUCCUCGAAAACGUCGAGCAUUACGAAGAACUCGAAUAUUUGUGCGAAGAGUUGUCGCUCAGCUCCAAAGUGACAUUCCUCCUUUCUCCCAGUGAUCGUGAGAAAUUAUGGCUUCUUAAACGGUCCCAAGUCCUCAUCUACACGCCAUCAAACGAGCACUUUGGUAUUGUUCCACUCGAGGGCAUGUACAUGCACAAACCCGUAAUUGCCGUCAACUCGGGCGGACCCACAGAGACGAUCAUCGACGAGCAAACCGGAUAUUUGUGUGACGCCAAUGCCAAAGAAUUCGCCAAAGCGAUGCUCAAACUCGUUCGCAGUACAAAACUGCUGGAACGCAUGGGCGACAUGGGUCACAAACGUGUCCAACAAAGAUUCUCCUUUGAAGCGUUUAGCGAAAAACUCGACAGCAUCGUGAAGAAUUUGGCCCAAAACACGCGCAAAGACAAAUAACAGUUACAGAAACACGACGACAUGAAGCGUCGUGAAAACAUGAAGAAAUAUUCCAUUUUGAUUGGCGUGUGUCUCAUGCAACUUCUAGCGGCACGGUCACUCAGAUAAAAAGUGGGACAAAAAUCUCCCGAAAAUUGUACAAAAAAGUGUGAUGUUUGUAAAAAUUGAUGUAUUUUAGUGAACCAAAAAAAAAUUGAGUUGUUGUUGUUGCAUUUAAUCUUCAUUUUUAAUAUUUAUUAACAACUUUUAAUUUGUAGAAAAUUCUUCAUGCGCCUUUUAUAACAAAAAUUUGUUACUCUUAUCAAUCACUAUUUACUACUACUUAACAAUAAUAAAUUAAUCAAAAGUUACAUGCAAGUACGUAAACC